GAAGGGCUCAAAUGUAUAGAUAAGGGAGGGGUGGUGAAGAGCACUAUAGAGAAAAUAGACCAUUGCUUGCUUACUUCAUCUCCCUUUCUUCCCAUCUUCCUUCCACACCCCUUCUUCUUCUUCUUCUUCUUAAUUUAUCUUCAUCAAACUGAGCAACUAGAAACUAAAAUGGGAAACUGUCAAGCAGUAGAUGCAGCUGCAUUAGUCAUACAACAUCCAAAUGGCAAGAUAGAAAGAAUGUAUUGGUCUAUCACUGCAAGUGACGUCAUGAAAAUAAACCCUGGGCAUUAUGUUUCCCUCAUUAUUCCACUUCCUUCCGGUGACGAUGAAGAUGGUAAAACCGUCCGGUUUACGCGUGUCAAGCUUCUCCGCCCAAGUGACACCCUUGUUCUUGGUCGAGCUUAUCGUCUUAUUACUACUCAUGAGGUUAUGAAGGUUGUACGAGCUAAAAAACAUGCAAAGAUGAAGAACAAACCGCCGGAAGAUAAUGAAAGUUCAAGUGGUGAUCAUGAGGCAACGGUAGAUAACACUAAUCAGGUGGAGGGACAUGAAAGAAUGUUCAGGCAAAGGUCUGGAUCUUCAUCAUCGAUAUUGGCUGCUUCAAGAUCAAAAUCAUGGCGACCGUCUUUGCAAAGUAUCUCCGAGGCUACAAGUUGAUGCAUAUAUAUGAUGAUCGGUACUUGAAGAUUUUUGUUUGUCAACUCAUUUGAAACAAAUUGGGUUCAAGAGUGGAUCAUCAAGAAUCAAUAUGUAAAUUCAAAAAAAAAAAAAAAAAAAGCAAUUAACACUUUGAUUUGUAAUAUGUAUAUUAAUCUUGAGAAUACAUGUUAUGAGUUCUAAAGUUGCAAUUUUUUUUUUCAUAAGUC
Helianthus annuus (common sunflower) is the source of this 866-nucleotide messenger RNA. RefSeq lists its product as uncharacterized. The record is from RefSeq and is a predicted model, not a curated record. NCBI's taxonomy places the organism in Eukaryota, Viridiplantae, Streptophyta, Magnoliopsida, Asterales, Asteraceae. The coding region runs from base 169 to 657 and encodes 162 amino acids. The transcript has 3 exons.